AAAAAAAAGAGAGGUUGAGGGCUCCUGCACCUGUACCAACCAAUCAUGGGGCCGAAUUGGAUCGCACAAGCACUUGGGCUGCGCAGACUCCAAAAAAGGGCAGCGUGUUUCAAUGUUUCUUGGGCCAGAGUCUUUGCGGAUGUCGGGGGGAUUGCAACGCUAAACAAAGCCCCGGAGGAUUGGUGUAGCAAGGAGCUCUCUUCAAGUUGUUCAGCUUGGUUCGACUGGCCAGAACCUGCAAACUAUUCGCCAGCGAAAUAUUGAUGAAGAAAAUGUGUGUAGUUCAGACGCAAGAGCAUGAUCCGUCUGUAUUCCUUCCUCCAUGUGGCGUUGUCCGGUAUGGGCUGCUCCUGCUCCUGCUUUGGGAUGAACGGCUGCCGCAGAGAUCUUGGGGUGGCGAUUACCAACUCUCACUUGCAGUUACGCUGGAAGCAGCUAUUCCAGGCUGCGCAUGGACAGUUUGUGCUGGCGAUACCGUACCUACAAAGCUCGGCUGCGAUUCUGAGGCAGUUGAUGCCGUUGGCGUGGUCUGAGGGCGGUGGCAAUCGGCUGGUAUUCAUGGACUGGGACGGCGGCUAUUAUGGUCAAAGGCGCCAUUCCAGCAGAACAGGCUGAUGGAUCGCGAAGAUCACCAAGCGCCCAGAGGCUAGACGAGACAUUGAGGAGAAAAACCUACAGUUCUGCCGCCGUCUAGCAAGCCUGGGCCUCUCUGCACCUACCUCAGGCUGGGUGGAGAGGAGAGGGUGGACGUUGACUCGGGGUGCAGGGACUGCGAAG
Lasiosphaeria miniovina is the source of this 777-nucleotide messenger RNA. RefSeq lists its product as uncharacterized. The transcript has a single exon. NCBI's taxonomy places the organism in Eukaryota, Fungi, Ascomycota, Sordariomycetes, Sordariales, Lasiosphaeriaceae. The record is from RefSeq and is a predicted model, not a curated record. The coding region runs from base 298 to 615 and encodes 105 amino acids.